Dendronephthya gigantea is the source of this 711-nucleotide messenger RNA. Its product is annotated as calmodulin-like. The record is from RefSeq and is a predicted model, not a curated record. Lineage: Eukaryota; Metazoa; Cnidaria; Anthozoa; Malacalcyonacea; Nephtheidae. The transcript is spliced from 5 exons. Bases 82 to 507 code for a protein of 141 amino acids. Gene Ontology annotation, molecular function: enzyme regulator activity; calcium ion binding.
CUGUAUAAAGCAAUUGUCAGUCAAACAACAGUUGUCAGUCUCGAAGCGAAAGAACAACUCAAGAUAAAACUCCGAAGCAAAAUGAGCUGCUGCAAUAAAGAAAAGGAAGAAAAAGAGGCCUUCGACGCGUUUGAUACAGAUGGCAGUGGUCAGAUUACAUUUGAUGAAUUAAGUAAAGCUAUGAAGAGUCUUGGUCGCCAAAUUUCUGACGAAGACGUUAAAAAACUAUUGGCAGAUUAUGACAAAGACGGUAGCAAGACUUUGUCAUUCAAAGAAUUUCAAAAAUUGUUGCGAGCAGCAGAAGAAAAGGAAAUGGAAGAUGCGUUUAAGGCAUUUGACGCCGAUGGUAGCGGCUAUAUCACACAAGAUGAGCUCAAGAAGGCGAUGAAAAACAUGGGAGUGAAAUUAAGUGAUAAAGAGAUUAACGAAAUGAUUGCAGCGGCAGAUACGGAUAAAGAUGGAAAAGUCGGUUUUGAAGAAUUCAAGAAAAUGAUGAGUAAGGCGUAGUAAGCUUGAAGCUCAGUGUUACAAGAGGACACUCACUUUUUAGAAUAGCGUGCAGAAUAAAUAAUGCUUUCAUUUUAAUUAGUAAAACUGUAAGGCAGUGCCAGUGUGUAAUUUUAAUUUAGUUGAUCGAAUAACCGAAUAGGUUUUUCAGUCUUUUUGGUAAUAUCUCAGCCAAUAUAAUUAAACGGCGGUUUCUUUUCAAAA